Messenger RNA from Spodoptera littoralis (African cotton leafworm), 582 nucleotides. Lineage: Eukaryota; Metazoa; Arthropoda; Insecta; Lepidoptera; Noctuidae. The record is from the annotation of a GenBank genome assembly.
AUGAAUCACAAUCAAAUGAAUAUGCAUGUGCCUAUGAACACCGUUGGUGGGACCCCGAAUGUAGGGAUGCAAAUGCCUGUACCAGGCACAAUAAUGCAGCAGCAAUCACCUCAGCAAAUGCAACAGCCUGCGAUGCCCCAGCAGCCACAACAGCAGGACAAAAUGGAUAAUAUAUCAAGAGUUAAAACUCUCAUGGGAUCACUCCGGGAAUCAAUACCCAUGACUCUGAAGUCUGCGGCGCAGAUUUUACACCAGAAUCAUAAUGUAGAUUCAAAUUCUCAAAAGGGCAUUGACAACCCAGUGCCAAGAUUUGACAAGAACUUAGAAGAAUUCUUCUCGAUUUGUGAUCAAAUGGAGCUGCAUCUGCGGACUGCAAUAACGUGCAUUCAACAAGCGCAGUCGGCAGCGCACUACCUACCUAUGACCGUCAUGCCGUCAAGAUUGGACACUGGACCGGCCACCACGGACACAUCACUCAGUUACCCCCAGUACUUGAACACGGUACGGCUGCAAAUCACAUAUGCUAAGGACAUACACGACACGCUCGUGGCAGCCGCACAGAACAUCUCGCCCACUGAAUAA